Messenger RNA from Dalotia coriaria, 6332 nucleotides. RefSeq names its product serine/threonine-protein kinase tousled-like 2. The transcript is spliced from 18 exons. The record is from RefSeq and is a predicted model, not a curated record. Gene Ontology annotation, biological process: intracellular signal transduction; chromosome segregation; peptidyl-serine phosphorylation. Gene Ontology annotation, molecular function: protein serine/threonine kinase activity; ATP binding. Bases 191 to 4102 code for a protein of 1303 amino acids. Lineage: Eukaryota; Metazoa; Arthropoda; Insecta; Coleoptera; Staphylinidae. Gene Ontology annotation, cellular component: nucleus.
AGAAUUUUAAAAGAAUUAAUUUCUGAUACUUGGUCUAGAUGGCGGCGUAUUGCCUAAGUGGGAGGGCAUAAUGGCGUCGACGUUUGACAAGUACUCCCAGUGUGAUGUUGUUUUUAAUUUGUAUCGUUAAUCAAACGCGCGUUUAUCAAUGAGUACGUGCACUUAAAGCGCGUUGUCGUGUUCUCCUACGAUGUCGGACUCAGAAGGGCCGAUAUGCUACGUACUGGUGGUUGGAUUUCAUCACAAGAAAGGGUGUCAAGUGGAAUAUUCAUAUCCACCGCUAGUGCCGGGCAGUCCUAAUGAAUGCCCUCCAGGAUGGAAGUAUCUACCAACUCUGGCACUGCCAGAUGGUUCUCACAACUAUGAUGAUGACACUGUUUUCUUUCAUCUACCCAGCUUGGCAAAACCCAGACACACAAUCUAUGGUAUUUCAUGUUUUAGACAAAUUCCCAUUGAGAAAAUAAAAAAUGUUACUUCUGAUAUUACAAGAGGCACAGUACAAAAAUCAGUAUGUGUCUUAAGUACAUUGCCUCUUUAUGGUCACAUACAAGUUAAAAUGGCAUUGAUAACACAUGCUUAUUUUGAUGAAGGAGAUUUUAGCAAAGUAUCACUACUUCAAGAUACUUAUCAUCAUUUAAACAAUGUUUUACUUCAAAAUGAAUCACCAUUACAACAUUUUGUUGGUUUAUCUCCUAGGGAUUUUGUUCUACAAUGGCGCCACAAGGCUGUUUUAUUAUUUAAACUUUUACUGUUAGAAAAACGCGUUAUUUUCUAUAAAUCACCAGUGCAUCCUUUAUGUUCAGCAAUAUUGACUCUUCUUUCACUUCAUCCUGGCAUGAUUGAAAGUGGACUUGAUGAAUCAGCUUGUAUUAAAUUAUCCAGACCAAUGUCACCAAUGCCGAAUUUUUCUGAUGACGAAUGCACGCCGGAAUCUACACCGCGUAAAAAUAACGGUCACCAAACACCGGAAAAAAACGACAAGGAAGAAGAUGUUAAAAGUGAACAAAGUGUAGAUAAGAAUAAUUUGAAAGGCGAUGCUAGUCCACCAACUGAUGUUUGUGUUGAGUUGACUGAAUCGUUGAAUUUAAAAGAUGAAAAGAGCAAUUCUCUAAAACGCGAAGGUAGUAGCGAUGGCAUUGCAGAAAUGAAUACGCAUUUCAUGCAACUUGCGCAAAUGAAGAUCGAAAGCGCUGGUUUUCCACUCGCGUUGUUUAAACAGGGUUAUUUAUGUUUACCGUACUUAUCUUUGCCCUACAUGGAUUUGUUGAGUGAUGUCAAUGUGCGAGGUUACAUUGCGGGCGCAACGAAUGUACUCUUCAAGCAAAAAAGGCAAUUGUAUGAUAUUUUGGUGGAUGUAGACGCUGGACGGAUUGAAUGUCAAGAUUUAGAGCUACGUAAACAGUUACAUCUCACCACAGAGGAUCUGAGAUUUGCUGAUUUUAUUGUAAAACAAGUCAGCGACGAGAAGCACGAUGUAUUUUUGGAUGGUGUUGGUUGGGAAGGUGGCGAUGAAUGGAUUCGUACACAGUUUAAGAUAUAUUUAUUGAGUUUGCUAAGAACAUCAUUAAAUCAAGAUGCUGGGCGUGAAGUGGACCACUUCAAUUCAAGUUUUAUGUCAGCAUGGAAAGACACGCACAAUUACAAAAUGUGGAAUUAUGCUGAAUCAAGUAUAAUGGACGUGAUGCCUGGCCAUCCAUUUGCUGGACAACUAUCAGUGGCGGAUAUGAAACUAAGGCUAUCACAAUUCGAAUGGGGCGCCACAGGACCUGGUGGGAUGGCAGAUAACCGGUGUUUUUCAGGAGGCGGCGCUGGCGUGAAGAUGGAGCAUUUCCAGGCGGCGCUCGACCCCCGGAAACAGGAGCUCCUUGAGGCGCGCUUCCUUGGCGCUAGGAUGUCAGCUGGAUCUCAAAUACAGAUGGCACCCCAGUCGACUGUAAGCACAACCCAACCCGUUCAUAGCCAAGACUCCAAUAUGAGUACAGGUUCCUCUCACAGUGAUAAAGAGCUGGACCCAAAUACUCCGGAGAAGGGGCCUCGAACACCGGCAGAACAACGGAAACGAAAAAGAAAGGGCGACGACACUGGAGGUACGAUUGCCAAGGGUGUUAGGACCAAUUCGACUGAUAAAAAAGUUGACUACUAUAAUACCAAACAUACGGGAAAUAGUCCUAUUAGACAUGGGGGAGCCAAGAGUCCAUCACCUCAACAACCCUAUCCCAUGUUUCCGCCCUCGCAGCAAACGCAGCCGCCGCCACCACCACAGCCGCAGCAGCUGCCAUCGCCGCAGGUGCCGGUCAGUCCUGUUCCUUUCGACUACUUUCCGAAGCAGCCGACAACCCCUCGAGUUCCGGCAGUAUCGAAUAUGGUUAGCAAAUCAGUACAGGUAAAAAAUACUGAACUGACGUGUCAAAGGAUACAGGAGUUUGAGACGCAGGCAUCCUCCGACCUAGAGGCGCGGAAUCUAAAGAUCGAUGAACUGAACAGGACGAACGAGGAGCUGCGGCAUCAGUUGUCCACGCAACAGAAGACUUUAGAUCAGCACAAGCAACACAUAACCAAAUGUAUAGAUGUCGUCAAGAAACUGCUCAAGGAGAAGAGUUCCAUAGAGAAGAAAGAGGCGCGACAGAAAUGCAUGCAGAAUAGACUGAGAUUAGGACAAUUCGUGACGCAAAGGGUAGGCGCUACCUUUCAGGAGAAUUGGACCGACGGACAUGCCUUUCAAGAACUUGCCAGGCGGCAGGAAGAAAUUACCGCCGAACGGGAAGAAAUUGACCGGCAGAAGAAACUGUUAACGAAGAAGCGGCCAUCGGAAGGCGGGCGAAAACGUAACAGUUCGUCGGCAUCUUCGACGCUUCAUAACGGCACUGACAAUACGUUCCUGAAACCGGACGCUGUUCCGGGUUCCUUCACAAUUCAAGAGUACUAUGAGGCGGACGAAAUAUUGAAAUUAAGACAAAGCGCAUUAAAAAAGGAAGAUGCGGAUUUGCAGUUAGAAAUGGAGAAGCUAGAACGUGAGCGAAAUCUACACAUUCGCGAACUGAAACGUAUCCACAACGAGGACCAGUCCAGGUUCAACAACCAUCCGGUGCUCAACGAACGAUACCUGCUGUUGAUGCUGCUUGGCAAGGGCGGUUUCAGCGAGGUGCACAAGGCGUUCGACCUGAAGGAGCAGAGAUACGUCGCCUGUAAAGUGCACCAACUCAACAAAGACUGGAAGGAAGAUAAAAAGGCCAAUUAUAUUAAACACGCUUUACGGGAGUAUAAUAUUCAUAAAGCGUUAGAUCACCCUAGAGUCGUGAAAUUGUACGAUGUGUUCGAAAUAGAUGCUAAUUCCUUUUGUACAGUUUUGGAAUAUUGUGAUGGACAUGACCUCGACUUCUAUCUUAAGCAGCACAAAACAAUACCGGAGAGGGAGGCAAGAUCGAUUGUUAUGCAAGUCGUAUCUGCACUCAAGUACCUGAAUGAGAUCAAACCGCCUGUGAUCCACUACGAUCUAAAGCCGGGAAACAUCCUUUUAACAGAAGGAAAUGUUUGCGGCGAAAUUAAGAUUACGGACUUUGGUCUUAGCAAAGUUAUGGAUGAGGAGAACUACAAUCCGGAUCACGGAAUGGAUUUGACUUCACAGGGUGCUGGCACUUACUGGUAUUUGCCACCUGAGUGUUUUGUGGUGGGCAAGAAUCCUCCAAAGAUAUCAUCGAAGGUUGAUGUGUGGAGUGUGGGUGUAAUAUUUUAUCAGUGUCUCUAUGGCAAAAAGCCGUUUGGGCACAAUCAAUCCCAAGCCACGAUUUUGGAAGAGAAUACGAUUUUAAAAGCCACAGAGGUUCAAUUUGCAAAUAAGCCAGCAGUCACGAAUGAAGCUAAGAGUUUUAUUAGAAGUUGUUUAGCGUAUCGAAAGGAAGAUCGCAUUGAUGUCCUGUCGCUAGCAAGGCACGAGUAUUUGCAACCACCAAUGCCAAAACACUCGCGGCUAGGGUCAAACGCUCAGCAGCAGCAGGUGCAACAACAGACUGCCGUGCAGCACAACUCGCAGCACUCGUCGCAACAGCCGGGCACGUUCUCCACCGGUUUAUUUGGCGCCAUGAACGCUUCUUCCUCAUCUUAGUGCUGUGGUGCGCGACGUGCAGACGCUAUCAACGUGAAAGUUUAGUGAUUUUUCAAAUUGACGAGAUGCGCGGAUAAACAAACAUAAAAACAGUUAUUUAAAACAAUUUGUACACACCUAAAACAAAACAUAAGUAAGUGGGGACGCGUGAAACAAAACUGUGCGCCUUGUGGAUACACUUCAUUCAUUUCUCUAUCUCUCUAUAAUCUAAAAAAGCAAAAAUCUCUCUUUAAGAAAAAUAUCUCGUUGCUUGCUGCUUAUCUUUGUCUUCUCUCGGGGUUUACUGUGCUACAAACUGGUUGUGAUCGGACUUGAUAUGAAUAAGUUAUUUACAAUGAUAAAAUACCUACCAUUGAGAAAUGAAACGUUCACCAACGCUAUUCAAUUUGGUUUUAUGUACAAGCAUUAUACAUUUGAUGCACCGCUCCACGAAUUUGUUGUGAACGGUGCGUACACAGUACCAUCGGGUAUACAUAUGUAAACAAAAACAAACAACUUGAACAUAUAUAAAUAUAUUAUAUAUAAUAAUUCUAUAAUAGACAAUGAUAAUAAGUUAUUUUAUUAAGUGUCCUUGCUUUGUACCAUAAUUUAUAUUCAUUUUGUUGGCCGAUUUUUGUUUUUGUUUCCAUAGACUUGUUUUAUUUUUCUUUGAAUUUGAUUUUUUUCGAAGGUUAUUGAGGAAAUUGAAUGUGUAAAUAUUUUGUUCAAUAAACGAACGUUAUGAGUACGCUUAUUAAAAACAAAAAAUAACAGAUGAACGAAGUACAUGCAAGAGAAUUUAGAAACUGUUAUACAAAUUUAGGACUGUUUAAAAUUGAAGUAAACCAAAAGUUUUAUAACCGAUUGAAGAGUGAAAUAUGUAAAUCAUCCGUAACUAACUAUUUAUUGAUUGUUCUUUGUGAUGAAAUGGAAGAUAUUAUUUUAUUUGACGGACUAUGACAAUUAAUUAACUGGGAAAAUAAUUGAAUUUUUUAAACAUUUGCUCUGCUAAAUGACAUCUGCACAUCCACGUUGCCUACUUCACUCUUCAAAUGUUUUCGUCUUUAUUGUGCACUUUCUUUUCACUGCGAAUGAAAACAAAUAUUCAAAUGCUAUGACAAAGAUCUAUUCAUAUAUAUAGGUAUAUACUUCAUUGGUUUAUAACAAUCAUUUCAGAGAUUCAUACGCAUGGCCCCAUUUAAACUUAUGCAGGCUGCACGUGUUUUCAAAUCACGUGCAUAUAAACAUUUGUUGUACAUAGACAGAAAUAUACGGAUAGGUCCUGUGUAUUGUUUCAAACGGGAACAGGAGGGAAGCGUAAAGAAUAACAUAAGCAACCAGACACAAACAUCAGUAAAUGAAAAAUGGAUGAAUAAUGAAUGAAUGAAACCUCAAUUCGUUUACGAUAUGCCUAAACCUAGCUAGUAAGUCAAUAUUUAAUUCCUUGUAAAUAUCCUUUGUUUUCUUUUUUUGUUUUCGUUUUGGUUAAAUAGUGAUUUAUUUAAAUGAAUUGGGGUUUUCGUGAGUGACACUGUUUCAAGAGAAUGAAUUUAUAAUAAUGGAAAAUAUGACACAAAGUUUUCAAGACGCAGAACAUGCGUAAUGUUGAAAAAAUGUUUCUAAAAUAAUAACAACCGGGCGUCGUUUUAAACGCCCGGUCUAUUACUAGUAUCGAUACAAGCAAACAAAACCAAUAAUAAUAAUAAUAAAUUAUUUGCGACAUUUAAACAACUCAAUGAAGAAAAUUUUAGAGAUUCUUUAAAAAUUAUUUGUUUCUAUUUCGGAGUUAAUCAUUUUUCUUGUUUCGUUUGUGGCGACAUCAAACUAGCGUAUCACAUGUUCAAUCUUAAAACAAAACUCAAGAUGCAAAUACAUGCCAAACAAGUCUGCCAGUUGAAACUCGCAAGAAAAGUUAAAAACAUAACUUGAGCAAAUGAAAAUUAACGAUUAAAUGUUACAUACAAAUAACAAUAUUUAUUAUAUUCAUUCGUGUGCUGUUUGUGUUGGUGGUUCUGCCCAGCCACAGACAUUGUGAUAAGAAUAGUUAAGUCAUGUCUAGGAAAAACAGAUAACGAAGAUGUAACAUUAUUAUAUUGUUUUAUUAUUAUAUUAUUAUUAUUGUACUCUUGUAUCUAAACUUUUGAUUUUAUACAAUCGUUCGCAAUUUCCUUUUUAUCAGUAAUGUACCAUUGUAAAUACAGUGUGUAUGAAUUACACAGUAAAAGUUUUGAAAAGAUUAUUUAAACGCAAA